CUGUACUCGAAGGGGGCAUGCUGCCCUUUUCUGGAAAAUUGAACUGGACUUUCUUCCAAACUCCUGACCUGGCUGGACUGAGCUCUGGGGUGGCUCCCCCCCGCUCCAUGAGAAGACCCCUCUCGCCUGUCUUCAACCACCGUGACAGACCAACCGAGAUGCGAAUCCCCUCAUCAAGGAACCAAGAACCCCUCUGGCACCCUAUUGGCACCCCCAUGGCACCCCCCUGGCAACCUCCUUCCAGAGACUGGGACUGUACUCCCUCCCAACUCAGGGAGGGGGAAAACUUAACGUACCUGUGAGCAUUCAGCCAUGAAAACAAUGGAACUGUCUCACCCCCUCCUCCUGUUCCUAUUCUUCUCCCCUCCAUGGAAACCUAAUUUCAGCCACCUUCCCCCAACCAAGAACAGUAUAUAUAUUGGGGUUCGGUUUCGACUGUCCUCUGAGAUCUCCCCAAGACGUGUACCAGCGAGUUUCGGCGGCGGGACCCCGAAGACAUCACGUUUUGGUAGCUAUACCCCAUUCCCUGAUCUUCUUUCCUCCCUUUUUCCCUUGUCCUACCCUUCUCUUCCCCAGAUUCCCUAACCAAACGCAUAUUUAGCUGUGGUUAUAAUCAAUAAAAUUGCACCUUGUUGAUUUGUUACUGCAAAACCCCUGUGCCUUUUGUUGGUUAUUUUUGCACCCAAAAAUCAUUCAUCACCCGUUCAUUUCGGUGGACCUUCACAUAAUUGGCAUCACAGACAGGAUUUCCAGUAGCCAGUGAGAUUUUGCAGGUAAUGUAUAGUCUGUAACCUCUCGCAGACUGCAGACACCAAAGCCAAAUCUCACACUCGAUUGAGCGCUCAGGCUCCGGAAUUGACACAAAAGAUUUUUUGGUGCAAAAGCAGGGGAAAUUGUUACUGUCACUUCUGUUACUUAUCUUACCGGCACUGACACUGACACUGAUACUUCUCCCGAUCCUGAUAUUGAUGCUGCUACUGAUAUUGAUAUUGAUAUUGAUACUGUUGUUGUUGUUGUAUUUGAGCUGAAUGUGAACCUGUUACUGUUGUUACUGCUGUAUUUGUGUACCUGGACUGUCUAAAAGGGAAGGGACAGACCUGAGAAAUUAGACAGAUAUUGUCCCUUCACCUACACAGGGGAGUGAGGGGCAGCCCAACGAGGCUGAGUGGCUUUCCCCCUGUUCUAGGUUCUGGUCCCCUCACAAAGAAAACAUUUGUGUGUGUGUGUUCAUGUGAGUGCGUAUCUGUACUGUCUGGGAAGGAAGAGACAAAUUUGAAGCAACCUCACAGAGCCUCCCAGACUGAUUCUGUCUCUUCAACUACCCAGGGAAGCAAGGGGACAGUGGAAAGGCUGUGUGAUUUGUGUAACUUAAGUUAACUCCCUGGUGUAGCUUUGGUCCCCUCACAAAAUGACUAAGAACUUCAGAGCAAAAGGUAAAGCUGAAUUUUAUGCUCUGCUUGCUAAAUACAAUGCCACACCUUCUCCAGGGGGAGAAGAAUGGGCAAACUGCAAUUGGGUUUAACUUAGAAAAUGUUAUUGAUAGAAUAUUUUCUUUGCAACAUGAAUCAAAAUUUAAACUGGGCACAAAUAAAACCAUCCUCUGCUCAGUCUUGGGUGCCUGCCUCACAGCAGCCAUAGAAACUCGCUUUAAGCGAAAAAGUGAGGAAAAUGCUAUCAUAGACUCCCUCCAAAACCUAGUUGAAGUUUUGCAAAAACAAUUGGAUGAAGAAAGAAAUGUAAAUAUCUUGUUACGGACUGCCCUGAGAGAGGAACAUGUUAAAAAUUCACAGAACUCUGAUUCCUCAAAAGAAACAGAGGAGAAAGAAACUCCUCACACUAGUCAAAAUUGUUCUCAAACAGAAUUAACCCUGAUGAAAAAUUGCGGGAAACACUGCUGUAACAACAUAAAACCUCUAAUUAAAACAGAAUGCAAUUAUAUCAAUAAUGAAGAUCUAAACCCACACAAAACCACUAAAGAAAUCCCGUACACUGCUACUGAAUUAACAAAACUUGCAAAGCAGUACGGGCUUCUCCCUCAAAAAUCUGAAACAGAACACAUUUGUCAAGUGUCUCUCACUGGGAGAGAUCAGAUUCUUUUGUCAGAACAAGGAGCCGGUGGGUGCUGGGGACAUGGGGUGCUUCUAGCCACAGCAGACAGAUGCAUCCCAUGGUCCCUAACUCAGCACACAGCUCUUUGGGCAGGGGGUUCAACCCCUUGGGAAAAAGAGACCCUUUGGUCGGUACCCCCGACUAACUCUGGGAAAACAUUCACAAAUCCGGCUGCCUGCAAUUGAUUAAUGAAAAGAAAUUAAUUCCCGGUUUUGAAUCUCCAAUCCUAUCACCUGUAAAGCCUGAAAUUAUGACCUCUUUAACUCAAAGGCUUCCGGGAAAAAUUAAACCUACAGCAAUUCUCCUUCAGAAAACCAUAGUAGCUCUGUCUCCUAUAGAAAGACUAGAUAAAUUUCUUAGUAACCAGAAUGACCCUUUUGUUCUCCUUUAUGACUUGCUGAGAAAAAGAAUCAAAUGGGAUUGGACUUCUUCUCAGAAGGAAACAUUGCAAUUGCUGAUUCUUGAAGUGACAGCUCAUCAAGCACUGGACCCUAUCUAUCCUACAGACCCCUUUCAGGUGGAGUGGGGAUUUGCCUCCUCACAACUUUCAGUACACAUUUGGCAGCAGGGUCCUGAGGGUCUGAAAAAGCCUGUUGGUUUUUAUUCCUGUGGUUUCAAAGAUGCUGAGAAAAGGUACACUACCUGGGAAGGGGGAGUGUUUGUGGUUGGCUUGGCUCCCAGGGAGGUGGAGGAGAACUGGGCAAUCCAAGAAACUGGGAGCUUGGGUAGCAGCCAAAAUAAACCUGCCUCUGUGACUAAAGCAACCCCUCCUCUCUCCCCCGCUUCUGCUAACAGAAAGGAACAAGACAAUGUCCAGGUUGGGGAACUGUUAACUGUUUGGAGCAUUUUCCAAAGUGAGGGACAGAAUUGCUUUCUUGUCUGUAUUAACACCAAGUCCUAUGCUAUGUUUAUAUUUGGGUUGCUCCACGCUGAUGCUUUUAAAAGAGAUACAGGAGAUAAUACUGUUAAAGCAAUGCAGGGAUGGUUUGGAAUUUUCCUAAAGCCACAGGAAAUUCAAUCUGAUAAUAUUUCUCACUCUACUGUCAAAGGUGUGCAGGAUUGGGCAGAAGGUGAAAAGAUUAAAUGGAUUUCUCACGACUCUCACUAUGGAUGGGGGGCAAAUGAGUGUUCCAAAAUCACUGCUUUUUGCCCAACAGCUCCAAGCACAAUUCCUUCACUACAGAGACCAGAUGAUGAUUUCAAGAACCCAGCACAUUACCCUGGACAGCCUGUUUUUGGUGGACCCCCCGCUGCUGUAGGGGAAGUACCACUGCUGUUCAAAACCUCUCUGACAAUUCCAUUGUUCUAACUUUUUCUGCCUCUUCGUGGCAGAGUCUGUUGUGUUUACUUUUUCAGAAGAACUCCAAGGGACAUGAAGACCUGAUAAACCAUGAUAACACUAGUGAUGGACAACAGAAAUAAUGCUUUCCCCUCCUUUAUGUUAACACCAGCUCCAGUCAAUUCUCACUACCUGUGGCAAUCUAACUACACACUGAUUCACAAACUGAUGUCUACUCCUAUUGAGAUGAAUCUCACUCUGGUAAAACAACUGCUGCUCCAUCAGAACUUGGUUGAAAUCCUGGAGAAGUUCAAGGAAAGCGGACAAGAGACCCGGGUGACUGUUCAUCACGAUGUAAGACAGAUACACCGUGUUAUGGAAAGGGUGGAGAAAGAUGCCGAGCACAGGUGGUGGGAUACUCUUUUAGGUGGUCUCCUACUGCUACGAGUGUCUUGAACAGUGUGUGUCAUCCCAUUGUUAUCCUUUUGAUUUUAAUUCUGUUUGGUUUCAUUUUAUCAGCAAUCCUAGUCGUUAUGAAUUGGAAGAUGGUGAAACAGCUGACAAGAUUGACGUCUAUAGUUAAUGCACACAAUUUGGCUGAUGUCCCCUGCACUGUGGAAAUCCCCGAGACAUUUGACACAAAGCAAUUAUGAAUUAAGCAUAUGUGUUUUAGAGUAAUCCUGAUUUUCUUUUAUGAUUUUGUGAAAAUUACUUUUGAUUUUUAGUGAAUUGUUUUAGAAAAUUAUUUUAAAGUUAAUGCUUGUAUUAUGAUUUAUUACUUUUGCUGUUGAUUAUUUGUGAUUUGUUUUAACCAUCUCUUGAAAUUGUUAUAAAAAUAAUAUUGUUAAUUAAUUAAUUAUUUUUUGAAAUUGUUAUAACAAGAAUAUUAAUUAAUUAGUUGUAAUUAAUCAAACACUUCUGAAAAAUGUUAUGAUAAUCAAUAUUAAUUAUGUUUGUUUAUUGUCUCCCUUUUUUCCCCUUCUUUUUCCUAUCCUUUCUCUUCCUCCUUUUCUCUUUUCUGUCUCUCUGACAUACUGUCUCUGCUUUUCCGGGUAUGCUACCAACGUACGGCAAGACUGAUCAGCGACACUCCAGAGCCCUGCUGACGAAGAUCCCUUCAAGACAAUUGUGAGUCACGGGGUCGUGUGAGAGUCUGUCCAAAUUUUCCCUCAUCUGCCUCACGAUCGUCCUUGGGAGACCACUGAAGAGAAGACCCCCUUAUUUAGAAUCUGGCUCUAAAGGAGAAAAGUCACAUGCCAUAGGCCCUGAGACCUGAAAGCUCAGUGUUGAGCUAUUGUUUUCACAAGUGUGUUUGCUUUAUGCUAAGAAGAGAGCACCGUGCCCCGUUAGCAACAAUAGCAGCUCUGGAAGCUGUCCCACCUCUCGGCCUGGCUGGACUUCUCCUGAUUUUCAGGUUGUCUCCCACCGAAGACCCUCACCUGUUUUACAACCACCGUGACAGACAGACAGAGAUGUGAGAAGCUUUUCAAUCAAGGACUGAGACAUGAAACUCCUAAAAGGCCCCUCUGCUCCUUCCAAGGACUGGGACUGAAACCCCCAGCCCGGGGGAGGUGUGUGGGGGAGGCAAGCUGACCAAAGCGAGAUGUUUGCCUGCAGAUUGUGACCACUGGAGAAAGAAAACAAUGGCUCUCAUUUACUGCUGAGAACAUGGACUACCUGUUACAUCUGUUCCCUAUUGUAUCUUUUCUCCCCCCCCCCUCACAAUUUUCAGUAAUAAAAUCCUCUGAGUUAGCUACAGCCUUUGAGAUCUCCCCAGUGUAGCAGGCGGAUCCUCGGCUGGACUGCACCAAAGGACUUCGUCUCUGCGUUGGUAGCUAUAUCCCCUCUCUCUCUCUCUCUCUCACCACUCUUUCUCUCUUUCUCUAUCUUUUUUUCUCCCUUAAUCCCUCUAUCACAUUUUUGCUGUGGUUAUUUCAAUAAAACUGCAUUUGAUUUGAUUAUCACUGCAAA
Messenger RNA from Melospiza melodia melodia, 5359 nucleotides. RefSeq lists its product as uncharacterized. Bases 2360 to 3418 code for a protein of 352 amino acids. The record is from RefSeq and is a predicted model, not a curated record. Lineage: Eukaryota; Metazoa; Chordata; Aves; Passeriformes; Passerellidae. Gene Ontology annotation, molecular function: nucleic acid binding. The transcript has 2 exons.